CGCGUUUGACAUACUCAGAUUGUCCCUCUCUUCGUGCAGUAUAAACUACGGACCCCCACCCAUGCUUCUUUUUCACAACAAACAUUCUGAAAAUGAAAUAGCGAUGAAUGCGGAAAAUUAUGGACAAAAAAGUACUUUGAGCUGUUGUGAUUUGCCCUGGUUAACGCUAGAAUUCGUGUCAACAAUCUAGCCAACUUCAUAGCCUCCCUCGACAGUCUGCACUAGCUGUAGCUAGCUAAAUGUAUUUUUCCUGGGAGUGUUAAGCUUUCAUAUAUACAGUCAUUGGUUAAGAUAGCUAGCUAUUAAUUAAGUAAUUUAGCUCAAUCGAUGUUAGUUUUUAUCUAUCUAACUAGGUAACUAGCUAUAAGAUAGCAACUCACCAGAAGACAUCCCAAAGAUUAGUAUGAGAUAAGUCUUCAUCCCUUCUCAAGAUGUUUGCAGAGCUCAACAGUAUUCUCAAUACCAGUCCCGACAGCUUCAAGCAGGGAGAGUUUAUCUUGGUGUCUGACAGACAGACAGACGCGUCCUUCCUCAUUCACCAUUUCCUCUCCCUUUAUUUACGAGCGGGCUGUAAGGUGUGUUUCCUGGGUCUUGUGCAGUCCUUCAGUCACUACAGUGCAAUCAGUCAACGUUUGGGUGUGAGUUUGACCCAGGCUAGGGAGAAAGGGCAGCUGGUGUUCUUAGAGGGACUGAAGGAAUCCUUGGGGGUACUGCUUCAGAGGGAGGCCAGUAAAGGAACCCGAGCAGUGGACUUCCUCAGAGAUCCCAGUUCUGGCCUGCGGAGUCUAUAUGACUUUGUGCGGGACAAUGUAAGGGGGGCUGUGGGGGGAGGUGGUGGUGAGGAGUGGGGUCCCCCUGUGCUCCUGGUGGAUGACCUCAGUGUGGUCCUGAGUCUGGGGGUCAGUGUUGGAGCGGCGCUGGACUUCAGUCAUUACUGCAGAGCCACUGUCUGCUCCGAGCUGCAGGGCAGCAUGGUGAUGUUAGUGCGAUGUGAGGCGGAAGAGGAGGAGGAGGAGAGUGAUGACGAUGGCUCAGAGCGGCUCCUGAGGGGCCUUACACACCAGUGCAGCCUCACACUCCAAGUACAGGGUCUCCCCACCGGCUACUGCAGGGACAUCCACGGACAAGUGGAAGUGUGCUGGCGAGGACAAUGUGACAGGCAGCAGACCCAGAAGAAACUCUUCCAGUACAAGGUCCACGACAAGGGGGCUUACUUUUUCGCCAGGGGGACGUCCAGUGCAGUCCUUUAACCCCUCAAUGGAUCCCUUCUGCCUCCCUUCUCAGUGUCGACCCCCAGUCCCUUACCUCUUUCAGUCACAUGGCUCCCUGGGCUCAACCAUAGAGAAUGAUAGAGGCCUGUAGUGGCCAAAAGGCUGUAUUAGCAUGGGCAGCUAUUGGGCUUCCACCAUU
Messenger RNA from Coregonus clupeaformis (lake whitefish), 1410 nucleotides. Its product is annotated as elongator complex protein 6. NCBI's taxonomy places the organism in Eukaryota, Metazoa, Chordata, Actinopteri, Salmoniformes, Salmonidae. The transcript has 7 exons. Gene Ontology annotation, cellular component: elongator holoenzyme complex. Gene Ontology annotation, biological process: tRNA wobble uridine modification. The record is from RefSeq and is a predicted model, not a curated record. Bases 432 to 1250 code for a protein of 272 amino acids.